AUGGACCCUCUUUGUGUUGACGAUGUUCUAACAAGUCCUGCUGGAUCAAUGAACGCAUUCGUCGCUACGAGACCACCCGGGCAUCAUGCAUCAAGCGCAAAAAGCAGCGGUUUCUGCAUUUUCAACAACGUUGCGAUUGGUGCGAAAUAUGCUCAACAGAAAUAUAAUGUGAAAAAGAUACUUGUGUUGGAUUGGGAUGUACAUCACGGGAAUGGAACCCAGGAAAUAUUCUAUGAAGACGAUUCGGUGCUUUAUAUGUCGAUUCACAGGCAUGAGCGCGGAGAAUUUUAUCCAAUGGGAGAACCCAAGGACUAUUUUGAUACGGGAGAGGAAAUUGGAAAAGGAUUUUCGGUGAAUGUUCCAUUCAGCGGCCACGCAAUGGGAGAUUUUGAAUAUCUGUCCGUUUUUCUCAAAGCGAUAAUGCCAAUUGCUUAUGAAUUCAACCCGGAACUUCUUUCACCAGAAGCUUUUGCUUCUAUGACCCAUCAACUGUGUAGUCUGGCUUCCGGAAGAGUAAUUGCAAUUUUGGAAGGAGGGUACAAUUUGACGGCUUUGUCGAAAAGUGCACUCGCAGUAUGCGAAGUACUGAAGUAUCAAACGAUGGUGCGCCGAUUAAAAGCAGAAACAGAGGAGCAAAAGAUAAAACUGAGACCAGAAUGUAUCAAAGUCCUUCAAAAAGUAUGUUGGGAACAGGCGAAAUACUGGAAAAUUCUUCGUGGAUUCAACACAAUCAUUGGUACUGUAUCUAACUCGAAACUGAUAAAUAAGUCUGGCAAGCCUUCGAGCAGUGCAAGAUCAUCAGCGGCGAGAGCGAUGUCUAAACAAUGUUUGACACCAAGUGCGCCGCCAACUCGAAGGUCUCCAAGACUUGUUGACCCUUCACGUGAGAAUUGUGACGAAUCGAUGAGUGGACCAUCGAGUAGUAAGGAUAUGACACCGGUCGGUGAGGUCAAUGGCCUCUAUGCAGUCACUCCGGCAUCGCAUUGUCCGCAUUUGGAUCAAGUUCGAGAACUUCCAAGUACUGGAAUUGAUGCCUCAAUGGUAUGCGAAGGAUGUGGAAUUAAAGCUGAAGUUUGGGUAUGUCUUCAUUGCUACAAGGGGAAUUGUGGCCGAUUUAUAAACGAGCAUGCAUUGAUUCACAGUGUCACCGAAGCACACCCGAUGGCUCUUUCGUUGGCUGAUCUCAGUGUCUGGUGUUAUCCGUGCAACACAUACGUACACAAUCCAGUUUUGAUUCCGGCCAAAUCUUCGGUCCAUCAGAGCAAAUUCGGCGAACCGAUGCCUCAUUAA
Messenger RNA from Caenorhabditis bovis, 1290 nucleotides. Lineage: Eukaryota; Metazoa; Nematoda; Chromadorea; Rhabditida; Rhabditidae. The record is from the annotation of a GenBank genome assembly.